Messenger RNA from Monosiga brevicollis MX1, 1641 nucleotides. RefSeq lists its product as uncharacterized. NCBI's taxonomy places the organism in Eukaryota, Choanoflagellata, Craspedida, Salpingoecidae. Gene Ontology annotation, cellular component: cytosol. Bases 1 to 1641 code for a protein of 546 amino acids. The record is from RefSeq and is a predicted model, not a curated record. Gene Ontology annotation, biological process: mRNA splice site recognition. The transcript is spliced from 7 exons. Gene Ontology annotation, molecular function: mRNA binding.
AUGGCUGCUCAAUCGACCAGCGCCUCCCGCACCGGUGACCCAAGUGCCCAAAAACCCUCUGCAGGACCAACAAUCAGCACCUCUUCAGCUUCUACCGCAGCUCAAACACCAAACGAGAUGGCAGAUGCAUCGGUUCAACAGAUCGAGUCAGGGCUGCGAACCGCUCUGCACAUUCAGUUUAAAACUGACAGUAACGAAGCGGAUGCCAUGACCGACGCCACUGCAGCCAACGUUCAUUCUGAACAUCGUGUCUUUGCCAGCCCAAGUCACUUGUCACGAGUACCACAGCGCCCGAUCCAAAAUGAUGCCUCGACUAUUUGGAUGGGAGAUAUUGAGCCGCGUUGGACCGAGGGCUUCUUGCAACGAGCUUUUGAGGAGUGCGGGUACACUCCCAUCAAACUCGCCAUUGUCAAGCGAUCCAAUGGCUCAAGCCGAGGAUUUGCAUUCAUCACUUUUGCAUCGGAACAAGAGGCCCGACAGGCGCGUCAAGCACUCUCUGGUCGCAAGUGCAUCCCUCAGAGCCUUCCGAGUCGCGUCUUCUUCUUGCGGCCGUCCAUCACCGAUGGUGACGACACCCCCAAGUUUCCCCGGCUGCACAUUGAGGGCCUUAUCCAAGAUGACUCGGAGGAAAUGCUCUGUGUGCGUCACCACCUCUUGCUUGUCAACAUUCUUCCCCCAUUCUCAACGCUAUCAAACACCUGGCUUAUCUGGUUGUUCUGUUAUGCUUUCACGCAUUCAUCGGUGCAGAACUUCUUUCGCGAGCAAUGCGAAGGCUUUGAGCACGCUAAAAUCGUGUAUCAUGGCGACGGCCGGACUCGGGGGUAUGGCUUUCUGCGCUUUAGCACCGACGCUGCCAAGGAAAAGGCAUUGAGGCUCAAUAACCAGCCCGGCUGGGAUCCCGCUCGCCCAUUGCACAUCAGUCCAGCGCGAGACUCAAAGAGCGUACAACGCCGCAUGUCAACGACCUCAUCGUCACACCCUAGCUCGCCUGGGUUAACGCUGCCAACGUCCAAAUCCUUCUUCGACAAGGGUGGAUAUACAAGCUACAUGGCUACAGACGGCUAUGCUCCUCCUAAAAUGAGCACCAUGCCGGGGGUGGCGUCUGCUGGAACAUAUCUAGUCCCUGGCCCGCGAGACCCGGCUUUUAUGGACUACAGUGGUCAGCCACCUUUGCUCCUGGCAUCAGCCAUGCCUUACGCUCCAACUCAAGGCAUGGCAAUGGGGGCUGCUGGUAGCGGUACUGUGGCGGCCACCACGGGUCCCCAAUCUCUGCCUGGAUCAAGCAUGGCCUACGGGUGGCAUACACCGUACGCUACACCAGCCGGUCCUAUGACGGGUGCAGGUCCAGGCGCAAGUCCCGCCCACCUUUGGCCAGGUCCCGUGCACUACCUACCGACCAUGCCUGGUUAUCCCAUACCCAUCUCAGGCUACGCUCCACAGCAGCCCAACAUGGGUCCACCCUUUGUGCCCAUGAUGACGACGCAUCUCCCCCGCUACCAAAGCGUAGUGUAUCUCUCUAGCCCCCCUGCAGGCUCUACUGCUGGUUCCAGUGGACCCUCAGUGACGGCGACACCGCUGGCGGCGUCGCCCACGACAGGACCGGAGCUGGUUCCUAGCGUGACCCAUGCCUCUCAGGCAUAG